This is a messenger RNA of Cygnus olor (mute swan), 895 nucleotides long. It is a transcript of the gene TSHB, whose product is annotated as thyroid stimulating hormone subunit beta. Bases 183 to 596 code for a protein of 137 amino acids. The record is from RefSeq and is a predicted model, not a curated record. Gene Ontology annotation, biological process: G protein-coupled receptor signaling pathway. NCBI's taxonomy places the organism in Eukaryota, Metazoa, Chordata, Aves, Anseriformes, Anatidae. The transcript has 4 exons. Gene Ontology annotation, molecular function: hormone activity. Gene Ontology annotation, cellular component: cytoplasm; extracellular region.
UCAAUAGAUGACUCUGCGAUAAGAAAGCAGCAAUUCAGAUGCAAUUAUAUAAACAGUAAGAUCAGCCUGGAAUUAGCCUGGAGAGUAUAAAGCACACACACAGCUUGUGCUGGGUCACUGCCUCUCCCAGCUCAAGGCAGAAUCAGGUUCCUGUAAUAGGGAAGAAUUCAGCUGACAAGAGCAUGAAUCCCUUCUUUGUGAUGUCUCUCCUCUUUGGCCUGACUUUUGGUCAAACAGCAUCACUUUGUGCUCCUUCAGAGUACACAAUCCACGUGGAGAAAAGGGAAUGUGCCUACUGCCUGGCCAUCAACACCACCAUCUGCGCUGGAUUUUGCAUGACUCGGGACAGCAAUGGCAAGAAGCUGCUACUCAAAAGUGCUCUGUCCCAAAACGUGUGCACAUACAAAGAGAUGUUGUAUCAAACAGCACUGAUUCCGGGCUGUCCUCAUCACACCAUCCCUUACUAUUCCUACCCUGUGGCCAUAAGCUGCAAGUGUGGUCAACCAUCCCCUUCUGAGUUUCAAAGUGAUCUGAGCGCCAUCAUAUUUGCUGAACAUGCACAGGUGAGAAGUGCAGACCCAGGAAUUUGGAAAUAAAUGUAAAAUAAUAAACGUUUCCUUUUCUUUAGCUCUGAUGAUUCAGUGGCAAGUUUUGAUUGUACUAGACCAACCACUGGGAAUGAGAGCUAGUUUCCCCCUGGUUUAACUGAUCCCAACACAAAGUAGAACAUACAGAAUUCAGUGGUAACUUUGCCCCUCACCUCUAUUACCUACAACAGGAGUGAUGAAAACACAGUUUGAUCUGUAUCUGCUCAAGUGAAUGUGAUGCCUGCUGAUCCAAGAGCACUAUAGAUAGACAGCAGGACUACACUGAAGACAUGAAUAGGGCUGACCAA